AUGGCAGCCGCCGACGAGGAGCUCCCGGACUUCGACGAGGACAACGAGAAGGAGGAGGAGCCGAAAGAGGGGGACGACAAGAAGAAGGGCAGCUACGCCAACAUUCACGCCACAGGCUUCAAGGACUUCCUGCUCAAGCCUGAGCUGAAUCGUGCCAUCGUGGACUGCGGCUUCGAGCACCCCUCCGAGGUGCAGCACGAGUGCAUCCCGCAGGCCAUCCUCGGCACCGAUGUGCUCUGCCAGGCCAAGUCUGGCAUGGGCAAGACGGCGGUCUUUGUCCUGGCGUGCUUGCAGCAGAUCGACGCGAGUGAAAAGGUCGUCAGGACUAUGGUGAUCUGCCACACGCGUGAGCUCGCGUACCAGAUCAAGCACGAGUUCGACCGCUUCGCCAAGUACUUCGCGGACGUGAAGUGUGGCGUUGUCUAUGGCGGCGUCCCCAUUAGCAAGGACAAGGAGAUGCUGAAGGAGUCCUGCCCUCAGAUCCUGAUCGGAACUCCCGGCCGCGUCCUCGGCCUCCUCCGCGAAAAGGACCUGAAACUCGACAAACUGACGCAAUUCGUGCUCGACGAGUGCGACAAGUGCCUGGACAAGCUGGACAUGCGCAAGGACAUCCAGCAGAUCUUCAUCGAGACCCCGAAGAAGAAACAGGUUAUGAUGUUCAGCGCCACCAUGACAGCCGAGACGAGGGCGCUGUGCAAGAAGUUCAUGCAGGACCCCCACGAGAUCCGCGUGGACGAGGAGUCCAAGCUCACGCUGCACGGGCUCCUGCAGUACUACGUGAAGCUCUUGGAGAAAGAGAAGAACAGGAAGCUGAACGACCUUCUCGACGCCCUGGAGUUCAAUCAGGUCGUCAUCUUUGUAAAGUCCGUGCAGCGUGCCAUAGCGCUCGACAAGCUGCUCGUGGAGUGCAACUUCCCCUCGAUCGCCAUCCACUCGGGCCUGAACCAGGAGGACCGCAUCGCUCGAUACAAGCAGUUCAAGGAGUUCCAGAAGCGCAUCAUGGUUUCCACCGACCUGUUCGGGCGCGGCAUCGACAUCGAGAGGGUAAACAUCGUCAUCAACUACGACAUGCCCGAGGACAGCGACUCGUACCUCCACCGCGUGGGGCGUGCGGGGCGCUUUGGCACCAAGGGGCUGGCGAUCACGUUCUCGGGAUCCGACGAGGACGCCGAGGUGCUGAAGAAAGUCCAGGAGCGCUUCGAGGUCAACAUCGGCGCGAUGCCCGCCCAGAUCGACACCACGUCCUACCUGAACGCCUGA
This is a messenger RNA of Prorocentrum cordatum, 1260 nucleotides long. The record is from the annotation of a GenBank genome assembly. Lineage: Eukaryota; Dinophyceae; Prorocentrales; Prorocentraceae.